GCAUUUUCCUAGUGGGCAGUCGGCGAACGCCAUUUUGACAGUUUUGUUAAAAAUAUCCCAAAGUUAUCGAAAUAAUUUAAAAAUCCGCGUACAUCCGUCCCGUUUGAAGAGCGAACGUGAAUUUUUCUUGUGGUUUAUUGUUAACCCAUUUGGACGGACCAAGAAAAAGGGUUCGUUCUUGGGUUUUGGCUAAUCUAAAUGGUUGUGUGCAGACAGCAUGUCUACAUUGUCAGGGAAUGUCUCCAAAGGGGAGAAGACCAAGCCAAAAUUUCAAUCUUUGGACAUAAAUAAUUUGUAUAAGAUUAGCAGGGGCGAAAAUACUGAAAAACCGGCACAGAAAAGUUCAUCAAAUUACAUUAAACAUGGCAUGCAAAGUUUGGGAAAGGUACCUAACGCUCGCAGAGCACCGGCCAAUCUACCCUCUCUAAAAUCGGAACACAUUGAUUCGGGCGCAGCUGUCCCCUUAGUACCACCAGGAUCUACAGGAUGGGGCAAACAACAAGAACAAGGAGGUACACCAGCUCCAGUUGCACAGCAGAAUGGGACAUCUCCAUCGCCACAAGGUGUUCAGCAGCAAACUGUUCAAAGUCCACCCCAAUUGACAUCCCAUCAACAGGCAAUAGCUAUACCUUCGACCAAUGUCAUUCCACCACACAACAAACAGACACCACAUCCUGCUCCAGCUGCAAGUACAUCAGGCGGCGACAAAUUGUGGAGCGCGGUGAUGGCGGGCGGUCAGCCGGACAAUGGCCACCCACCAGUUUACCAGAGUCCCCAGUUUCAACACGAGUUUCCCAGCCUGUCCGCUGGCGAUGGCGCUGGUGGUGCCACAGGGAACCGCCAGUCCGGGGAAUACGCAGGCUCAGGUGGCGCAAAUCAAUCAGGCUUAAGCCUCCGCCCACAAACAGAAGGUUCAUGGACACAAGGUGGUCAAAGGCCCGCCCAAGACGGUUCGGUGAGAAGUGGCUCGGUACCCCAGGGUGCGCCACCGCAGCUUCCGGGCCAGGCCGGCCGUCAACCAGAAAUAAUGCCACCACAAAUGCGCGGGGUAUUGCCGCCCUUUAUGUACAAAGGUAGCUUUCCCCAGAACGGACCCCAGACAGGGCAGGUUAAUCAUCCUCAUUCUACACCCUAUAACGGACGUAGCAGGGCUGUGGACAAUAGGCCGCCGCGUCUCCAGGAUCGCGAUGUUCCUACUUCUGAUGAACUCGCUCCCAGGCCGAUUAUUAAAGAAGAAGAAUUAAGUAAACUUGACGAAAUUGGACACGACAUGGGUUGGGCAGGGUCAGAUGAUGUUGAUUAUAAUCAGAAAUUGGCCUUUAGUGACGACGAGGAUCGUCCAUCGGGCAGAAAAGAUUAUAAUAGGCAACCCUCCCAACACAAGCAACAAGCUCCCCAAUCACAAGCACAACAACAACCUAAAUCUCAAGAUGUUCGAUCUGAGAGACAAACUCCGCCUAAACAUUGGAAUAGUGGUCGUUCAGAAAAUUACAGAGGCCGUCAAUCCGAGGAGGAUGAGGCUAUGAGUCAGAAACACAGGCAGCAUCAAAAAGAAGUGGAUUUGGCGAUACAACGUGCAAAGCAGCGCAAGGAAGAAGAAGAGAAACGUUUCAGUGAAGAAAGUAGGCAAAGAGCUCAGAAGAAACUGCAGGAAUUGAACGAAAAAGUACGUGAAAAGCGCGAUCGUGACCGAGAGACUGAAAUCGGUACUAUUAGUCCUUCGGCAGUACCUCCAAAACCUAUAAAUCACGUUGAAAUUCCUUUGCCUGAAUUCCAAAAGGACAAGGAAAAGGAACAGAGACCCCGUGGAUCACAACACGAAGUUACUCCCCCUAAAGAAGAUAAUAAUACUUCAGGAUUCAGACAAAUGACACAAAUUGAAGGAAAAAGCUUUUCUAGGAAACCCCAACAGAAAUUUGAAAGGGACCAUCGUGAACAGAAUGGUCCCAAUUUCUCCAAACAUUUCCAAAAUGAUUUGCCUCCUAGGUUCUUGAAAAAUCAACAAAGGAACACUGGAAGCACUCAAAAUCCUUCCCAAUCUAACUAUUCCCAUUAUGAACCCAAUAAUAGAUGGUCCUCCAACGCACAACGUGCUCCCAGUCGAGGUGCUAGACCAGAUAGUCCUGAAAGACACAAUGAAGAUCAUAGAGAAUAUAGGAGGCAAAGUUCAGAUGAUAGUUAUCGCAGCUCCCAUCAUUCUCAGUCAGAAAGCACCCAAAAACCAUCUGAUAAUCGUUACAGUGAAGAAUCAUAUUCUUCCAAUAAAAGAGAUGAAGAUAAAUGGCAAAAAGAACCACGGUAUAAUAAACCAGAAGUCCACGACAGACAUUAUGAGGAUAGAAGAUCGCAGGAAAAAAGUUUUGAAAGGCCUCAACGUCCAGAUAGUCGUGAUUCCCACACUUCUCAUACCUCGCACACAUCGCAUGGGUCUCAAAGUAGCAUUUCAAACAGACGUUCUAGAGAUAUUGACCUCAAAGAAUCUAUGGGCUCAUGGAACGAAGAUGUAGAAGCUGCAUACGAGGAGAAAAAGGAAAAAGAAAGAUUGAAAGAUGAAAAGAGAACUGCACCAGCAUUAUUAGUACCUGGACCAAUUACCAGGGACCGAAUUGAAGCUGAUGAUUUUAAUGAAAAAAGAAAUUUGACUCAAUUGAAGAAAGGUGAAAUGCCACCGCCGAAAAAAGUUGAAGUGCCUAAGAAAGACGAUAAAGCACGUUCUAAUGAAAAACUUGCUUGGGCCGAAAGUGUGACUCCAGCUGAAGAAGUUGAACAUAAGAAAGAACCAGAAGCCAAACCAGUCGAAUCCAAAAAACCCCAGCAGCAACAUGAUGACUACAAAGAUAGACAAAACAGGACCAAUAGGAGCUACUCGCAAAGUAAAAGCUGGGGAAGCAGUGGUUCUUCAUCAGAUUUUCAUUCAAGAGGUCCCUCUUGGGGUAACAAGCAACGUCCCCCAUCUAGAGGCCACAAACUUGGAGGUAGAGACUUUUAUAGUCAUGGAACUGAUAGUGAUGGUUCGACAGAUACUUAUCCUGUUGAUUCUAAAGACUCCAAAAUUAUCCCGAAAAAACCAUUUGAUAAAGAGGAAAAGAAUCGAGACAAUAGACAAGAGAAAACUGCUGAGCAAAAGAAGCCUCACCCACAAAGUCAACAAGCUGAAAAAGUUGACAAAAAAGAUGGCAGCGGCUAUGUGCCUAGAGGAGAACCAUCAAGACAUGGUCGUGGUGGCGCAAACAAUUUCAGAGGAAGUAGAAUGGGUGGUAUGGGUAAAAGAAUUGAUGGAUAUGGCCCACCACCUUCCAAGAGUCCAUUUGGACAUCACGAAGACAAGAAAACCACUACAGAAGAAACUUCCGUGGAAACUUCAAAAUCUUCUUUUGCAGCUACUGACAAAAUAAAACAAAACCAAGAAGCUCUCUCAGCUGGAAUUAUAGGUAGAUCCAGACAAGAAUCUUCAGAAGAUAAAAAUAAAGCUAAAUUGAAGCCUGAUAAUAGGAGAAACAAAAAAGACGAAGAAAAGGAUAAUACUUCAGACCUGUCAGAUAGCAGCAAAAGACAGCCUAUCAGCAGGUCAUCUUCACAAAGAGGUAUUCCAAAUAAUGAACGCAGAGUGGGAAAUGAUAGAAGAAAUAAUCCUCCACCCCCAAGAACAGGAGGAGAAAAAAGAGGUUUUGAGGCUAAGAAAGCUGAUAUGAAACCUGAUCCCCAAAAUCUUCUGGCAAGUGCCAUUGCAGAUAUAACCUUGAAAAAUCGUGAUGAUGAAGUAAAAGAACAAAAAGGAAGCAGUAGUGAUUUAAAUGGUGAUUCGGAAGGUUUUCAAGAAGUAAAGAGCAAGAAAACUACAAAAGAGCGACCCAAGGAAGAGAAAAAGGGACCUCCACUAGCAAGGAAUGACACCAUUAAGGAUGCAAAAUUAGAGAAAAAGCCUCUAGGAAAACCUAGUAGCACUCAAAUGACACAGCAACAAAUUCAAAACAUUCCCCCGUUGAUGUCGACCCCUGUAAAUCCACCCCAAAUGUUGCCCAACAAAAAUCAAUACGACUCUAGGGAUCAGAGAUCUAACAAUAGACAACACAAAUUACCUCCACGAUUUGCUAAGCAAAAAAUGCAAAAGCAAAUGCAACAACAAAUGAUGAACGAUAUUUCUGGAGAUCUAAAUAAGGUGCAACCACAAGGACAUGCUUAUGGAAUGAGGGAUAAUGUACAAACUGUUCUGCCUGCUGCAGGUUCAGCAUGGGACAAGCCUUUAGGGCCUCAAUUACGUCCCUCUGAACACGACGCCAGCGUAAUGUUGGGAGUUUCUUUGGACGGAGUCAAUUUGGACCCUGCCACACCCACUUCUGGACAUGGGGCUAGCCCUGGUGGUGACAAGGCGUUAGGAAUACCAUCCCAGAUUCCUGAUAAGAAUCUUCUUGAUGGCACUACUCCACCAGUGAAUACAAUUAUCUUUGAAAAUACCAACUUUAAGUCUGCACCAGGAGUUCGGACUGCGUCAAGGAAUUCGAUUCCUGGAGGUCCAACUGACAAACCUCGUUCCAAAUUGGAUGAGAAUUUGGACAAUAGCAUGUUCACGAAACCUAUUAAUGAUUUGCUACAGAAGUGUGAUGGCAAGGAUAAUCCUAUACAGAUGGUGUUCAAGGAGGAAAGCGACAUUAAAUUAGACUUUUUCGGUGCUGACUUAACGCAUCUAACUGAGGACAAAUCAUCUCAGAAUUUGUGUAUGUCAAAAAGUAUCACGUCGGUUAACAGUACAAUCUGUAACGCUGAUUCGCUUAACAUGAAAAUUGCUUCUGUGAAGAAAGUUUGGGAAACGUCAGAGCAAGAAAACGAAGAUACAAGCGGCCUUAGUUUCGGUGCACCGUUGGACACGGCUUUUAAAGGUAGCGACCCUCAAGAUGAGGCCCACCACGAAGGUUUCAGUCCUGGCAGCAAUCAGGCCGCUUCUAGUACAAAUGUAUGCAAGGUCAAACCUACUCAGCAAGUAUCGAGCGCUGCUGGUCAAACAGUAUCCUCUACAUCUCAACAGCCUCAUUCAGCGAUUGUGGGUCACCCCAUGUUGCUGGGCACACAACUGUCGCCACCGCCGAUGGCAGCGACAGCUGUAGGCGUUUCUUUAGGACCGCAAGCAUUCGCUACGAAUCAGCAUCUGACGGGUUUCCCAUCAGCGGCAUCUGCACAGGGGGUUGCAGCUGCUGGUUCAGCUCAGUAUGGUAUUUCGGCCAUUCCCUCGCCUCCCACUGUUUUGUAUAAUUCUACCCAACAGUUGCAGUCAGGGCUAUAUGGUGCCUUUUUACCUACUGCUGAUCAAGGUGUGUUGGGAGGACAAGGACACGCCCGAGCUGGCGGAUUUGGACAGUACCCUGCUGCAGGAGCUUAUCAUAGUUUGGGACAACCAACUAAUUCACCUUAUAAUACUCAAUCGGUUUAUUUGCCAACACCUCCUCAUCCGCCACCCACAGCCCAAGCACCACCAGAAUUGUAUCCCUCAAUGAAUAGUUUUAGACUGUCCGCGGCCAAUCCUUUUGGCCAGAAUCAACCAUUAAACAACCCUACAACAAUGCUCAUUAGUUCCACCAGCAACAGUCUGAUGUCGGCUAGUGUUAAACCUAGCAGCCAGCCUAUCAGUGCUAUUGGGACCAAAGCUGGUGGUGUAGGUCAAGCCUAUCAACAGCAAUCCCAACAAGGCCAACAGGUCUACAUGACUUACGAGCCGGCUCUGCAAGCUGCAAACUAUUUACCUGGCGCAGGUGUAAUGCAAAGAGGUCCAGGCGGGCCUCCAGUGCAAAAUAGCGUGGUUCCAGGCCUGCAGCCAUCGUCUUCGUACUAUUCUGGCUCUACAGGCGGUCAAACUGGUUACUACCAACAAGGAAAUUCUAGUUUACCUUCUGCGCCCCAGAUGCCCCAGCACCAAGCCGGAUAUGGGCUGCAGGGAAAUGUUUUUGGAACGCACAGUCAGUCGCAUACAAAUACUGGUUUGCAGGGAUCGUAUCCUUUCCUGUCGACUUCUAUGCAGAUGGCCGCUGCUCUUAAUGCACAGCAGCAAUUCAGGUCGGCAGCUGCCAGCCUACAGAAUCCCUACAUGAAGAAUGUUGGUGGAGGGGGAACAAUUUCAGGGGAUCAACAGUCCCAACAAACGUCUGGGGGUCAAAGGCCUCAACAGCUGAAGAGCCCCAGUAGCCAGGAAGUGUUGUCCUCGGUGUUCAACUCUGGUCUGUUUAUUACAGCUCCACAAAUUCCCUCGCCCAAGUCGAGGCAAAACAGCAAACACACGCCACAACAGUCCAGCCCUACUACUCAAAGGAAGUAUUUCUAUCAAAAUGUUGGGAGCCAACAAAAUAAUGUGUAUUUCCAGGUCCAGCAACGGUACCCGCCCCCAAUUCAAAGGCCCGUAAAUUUCCAGCAGCAAAAUUUGAUGCAAAAUAACAGUUCCGGCAAUCCGAAGCACAAUAACAGAAACAAUUCGAAUAAGGCUCCCAACAGACAAUAUUAUGGCGGACAGAGUAGUUCAUUGCCUACCAAUCAUAAUGAUAAAUCCGAGGACUCCAAAACUCCUGACCCGACAUCCCAGAAAUCUGUAAACGCUGAUUUAGCCAAGGAUAAUCUAAAAGAUGACAGCACGGUUCUAAAGGAAUAGGAACUUUUAAAACUUAUUUUAAGCACCAAAACGGUUUUUUGUUUGAUGUAAAAAAAGUCAAAAGCACGCAAUUUUAGAAGAAAAAAAAAAUAAAUUAAAAGCGUUCGCGCAGAAAAAAAAUUGUGUUAAACUAUACAGCAAGUGUAAGUAAUAUAAAAGUAAUUUAUUAUUAUUGUGUAUAGAGAACUUCGUUUUGUCGAGAGGCAAAACAUAAACUUUACUAACUCAGCUUCGUGUAUGUGAAUAACGUUGUAUAUUCGAUUUAAAGUAUAAUUCAAAAAUUACGCAGGUCUCGUAAAACGGGCCACAAGAAAAAAAAUAUAUAUAAUUGUGAAAUAAAACCUCCCAUAUAAAGUGACAUUUUAAAAAAGGCUCCAAUUAUUUGUAGCUUUUUGCCUACCUAAUUUUUUCCAUCCUCACGUUUCUCUUAGUAGGUAACUUCCUAGAAAUUAAUUUUUUAAAUAAGUGAAUCGAAAUGACGAGGAUUUAUUGUUAGUGUAAUGGUGUUGGUUUGCAGGUUAAAAGCAGACUAACUUUUGGCCUGUGAACUAAAAUUAUUUAAAAAAAAAAAUGGUGUUCUGAGCCACCAAAUGGCGAUAUUUAAACAAAAUGGUCUCGGAGGGAUGCAAUAUGUUAAGUAAAAAAAAGGAGACGAAAAUAUGUUUUGUUAUAGGCUUAAAUAUUAUGAAUAGAUGUGUAAUGUCAAGAGCAAUUUUUAAUAUCUGACAGACAAUAAUAUUGUUUUUUUUUUAAAUUUACACUCUUUGUUUCUGUUUAUUCUCAUUGAUUCUAUUGUUCUAAAACUCUAUGUUGUAAGCAACAGAAAUAAAAAAAUCUAAAGCAAUAUUGUUGUCUGUGGGUGUAUAUAGGUCCCUAAGAUUAUUAAUAUUAAGUGCUUUUACGACACAAAUUUAGAAGCUCGCUGUUUGUAGUAUUCAAGUCUAUGAUUUUGUGUAGGUUUUAAAGAAAAUUGUAAUAUUUUCCCCGUAAAAGUUGUUAUUCUGUUUGACACUUUAUUAUUUGUUUUAAAAAAAAUUUCAGUAUUAUUAAGAAUAAGUGCUGAAUUUACUUGCAUGCAACUUUAUACUUGAACUAAUUACAUGUAUAGCAUCACAUUGUUGGUGAUAGUUCAAAAGGAUUAUCAGCUUUUAGUGUUGGAAGAUAAAAGGAAACUGAUGGAUGUGUGCAAACUUUCCAAUGAUUGGCAAGAUGGUGCUGGAAAACUGUUGAAACACUUGCUUGAAGGAUUGUGCUGUUUUCAUGUGUGCAUCAGUUUUCAUUCGUAAUUGUUUUUUAAGGAGAUGUGAAAAAUAAACUGGGGGCGAAAAAGAAUAGACUGUUUUUUUUUUUGUGACAGUAUCAAAUUUACUCGUAAUAAAUUAUUUGAUAAGAUAUUAUUUAAACAUUCUAGUAAAAUAAAUGGUUUAAAUACGA
Molecule: messenger RNA, 8065 nt
Organism: Ceutorhynchus assimilis (cabbage seed weevil)
Lineage: Eukaryota; Metazoa; Arthropoda; Insecta; Coleoptera; Curculionidae
Source: the annotation of a GenBank genome assembly